Molecule: messenger RNA, 8171 nt
Organism: Monodelphis domestica (gray short-tailed opossum)
Lineage: Eukaryota; Metazoa; Chordata; Mammalia; Didelphimorphia; Didelphidae
Gene: MYORG
Product: myogenesis regulating glycosidase
Biological process (GO): skeletal muscle fiber development; carbohydrate metabolic process
Molecular function (GO): hydrolase activity, hydrolyzing O-glycosyl compounds
Source: RefSeq, a predicted model, not a curated record
GGGGGCGGGUCUCACCGAGUGGGUCUGGGCUGGGAUUCCCUUCGGGCGCGCUCUCUGCGGCUCCGGAGGACUCCCUCCCUGGGACCCUUCAUGCGCCCCGGAGGCUGACUGGGCGGCCGAGGCGCGGUAAACAAGUUCUGAGCUAACGCUUCGACCGUGGCCAGAGCCGCUGCCUGGGAGCACACUUUGCUCACCCCCAGGAGCCCUUGGCUGGGGUCCGAGAGCUGCCUAGCUAAGGGGACAUAGCUUGAAUCCCCAGCGCGCGCCUAGGCUCUAGCUACAUGACUGAGGGGAUGGGACCCACUUUAAAGGUUUAAGAAUUCUGCGAGUAAAGGACAACUUUUCCCAAAUUCGGACUCUGUGGUUCUUUCAGCUUCAAUGGAUCUGGUUAGGCAACCCUAUGGGGAACAUAAUACUCUCCCCCUUCCUUAUGCAGCCUGAGAGGCUAUGACCCAGGAUUCACAAGAAGAGAGACAGCCCUACCAUCGAAGGGGGAAGAGAACUAAGAAGGACUCUCAGGCUGCUGCCAGAACUGCCACAACCAUGUAUACCUUCAUCCCUGACAACUUUUCCCCAGCCAAAGCCAAGCCACCCAAGGAGCUAAAACCUAUGCUGGGAUCUGUAUUGCUGGGGCUCCUACUGGUCUUAGCAGCUGUGGUUGCUUGGUGCUAUUAUAGCAUAUCUCUCCGUAAGGCAGAGCGCCUUGGGGCUGAGCUCUUGGAACUCCGAGCAAGCGGCUUCUCCAUUCGAAACCAACAAGGAGAGCAAGUCUUCCGCCUGGCCUUCAGCUCCGGGGCCUUGGAUUUGGAGUCUUGUGCACGAGAAGGAGCCAUUUUGAGUUGUUCUCGCUCCACAGGAGGCCCCCUCAAUUUCUUCAUCCAGACAGUGCGCCCCAAGGACACUGUCAUGUGCUAUCGUGUGCGCUGGGAGGAGCUGACUCCAGUCCCUUCCGUAGAGCACACCAUGUUCUUGGGCGACGUGCACUGGUAUGGGGGUGCCGAGAUGCGCACCCAGCACUGGCCCAUCCAACUGGCUGGCCUCCAGGCACCCCAGCCCUUCGUCACCAGCGACGUGUACUCCUCACGGGCCGCCUUUGGGGGAAUUCUGGAGCGUUACUGGCUGUCAUCCAAAGCAGUGGCCAUCAAGGUCAAUGACUCGGUGCCCUUCCACCUGGGUUGGAAUGCGACUGGGCGCUCUCUCCUGCUGCAAGCCCGCUACCACGACACUCCGUACAAGCCGCCUGCGGGCCGCGGGCCCCUGCCUGAACUCAGUUACCGCGUCUGCGUGGGUUCUGACGUGACAUCGAUCCAUAAGUACAUGGUGAGGCGCUACUUCAAUAAGCCAUCCAAGGUGCCAGCCCGAGAAGCCUUUCGGGACCCAAUCUGGUCCACGUGGGCCCUCUACGGCAGAGCAGUGGACCAGGAUAAGGUGCUGCGCUUUGCCGAGAAGAUCCGCAAAUACCGCUUUAACUGCAGCUACUUGGAGAUCGAUGACAUGUACAUGCCCGCCUAUGGAGACUUCACCUUUGAUGAAGCCAAGUUCCCUAAUGCCACCGAGAUGUUUAGGAAGCUGCAGGAGGCUGGUUUGCGGGUCACCCUGUGGGUGCACCCCUUUGUCAACUACAACUCAUCCAGCUUUGGUGAAGGCGUGGAGCGGGGGCUUUUUGUCAGGGAGCCCACAGGCCGGCUGCCAGCCCUGGUGCGCUGGUGGAACGGCAUCGGGGCCGUCUUGGAUUUCACCCACCCGGCGGCCCGGGAAUGGUUCCAGGGUCACCUGCGGCGACUUCGCACCCAGUACUCGAUCUCCUCCUUCAAGUUUGAUGCCGGGGAAGUGAGCUACCUGCCCCGGGAUUUUAGCACCUUCCGCCCGCUGGCUGAUCCUAACCUCUGGAGCCGGCGCUACACAGAGAUGGCUCUGCCUUUCUUCUCACUGGCUGAAGUACGAGUGGGCUACCAGUCGCAGAACAUCUCCUGUUUCUUCCGUCUUAUCGACCGUGACUCGGUGUGGGGCCAUGAGCUAGGUCUGCGCUCCUUGAUCCCAGCAGUGCUCACCAUCAGCAUGCUGGGUUACCCCUUUAUUCUGCCUGACCUGAUAGGUGGCAAUGCUGUCCCCGGGCACACAGCAGGCAUGGGUGUGGGGGACACUGGAAUACCGGAUCGUGAGCUCUAUGUGCGUUGGCUGGAGGUGGCAGCCUUCAUGCCAGCCAUGCAGUUCUCUAUCCCUCCCUGGCUUUACGACCAGGAGGUGGUGGAGAUUGCCCGCAAGUUUGCAGCCCUGAGGGCAGAGCUGGUGGCCCCCCUGCUCCUGGAGCUUGCUGGAGAGGUGACCGACACAGGUGAUCCCAUUGUUCGACCUCUCUGGUGGAUUGCCCCUGGAGAUGAAGCAGCCCAUCGAGUGGACUCUCAGUUCCUUAUUGGCGACACGCUGCUUGUGGCCCCUGUGCUGGAGCCCGGAAAGCAGGAGCGUGAUGUGUACCUGCCUGCAGGCAAGUGGCGCAGCUAUAAGGGAGAACUCUUUGUCAAGGCGCCCAUCCUGCUCACUGACUACCCUGUGGAUCUUGACGAAGUUGCCUAUUUUACCUGGGUGUCCUGAUCUCCUUAUCCUGGAAACCUCUUCACUCAAAGGCCCCACCUCAAAAUCUCAUUUCCUCCUUCUCUGCCCUAGAGAGCUCAUGGGGGGGGGGGGGGGGGGCAUUGUGGCUCUAACCCCAGACACAUUAGUACCACCCCCUCUCCAAAGGCUGCCCCUUACCCCAUUCUCAAACCUAAACCUUAAUCUUGACCUGGAGAAUCUCCCCUCUAAAGGAUUUCAACCUUCUCCUCCCUCACAAGCCUUUAAUCUUGCCCCAGGCCUCAAAUCCUUCUUCCCCAAUUAUACCUCCCUUAGGGCCAUUAACUUUCUCCAUCCUUCUAGCUCCCUCCCCAAAAGACUUGGACUAGGGCUUUUGGUACUAAUCCAGCACCAAUUUCCUCUCCCUCCCCAAUAAGGUUUGGCCGAAAGCUUUUAACACACACUCGAGAUCAAAUAUCAAAGAUGCCAGGGCCAUCCACUGCAUCUCGGGCCAUUGCCAGUCUUUCUGACUUUUGUCUUACCGCUGGACUUCAAUGACUGGAAGAGAGGCUGAUGACUUCAUGCAACUGCCUCACUUAAAUCCAAGUCACUUGAAAUCAAGACACCACUCCGGGAUGUCACUGGUCCUCUUUGAAAACAAAGGAUAAACUCUAACAGCACACAUAUCGACCUUUGUUUCUCAGGGGCUGGUAGGGGUGAGAGAAGGAGAUUAUCAGUGAUAGUUCCACUCUCUGGCCUCCCUGACUUUCCUCCUACAGCUACAGUCUGCAUUCUCAUAGCCCAUUCCAGGGUCCUGCUCCCAAUAUCCAGUGUUCCAUCUCCUAAGAACCUAACUCCCAUUGCAUCCUCAGAUUUGUAGUCUCCUUGGGUAGAGAGGCAAGAAUAAACCCAUGGAAUUACCACAGAAUAUUACACAAAUUACCAUUAGGAUAUUAGAACUGCAAGGAACCUUAGUGGCCUUCUAGUUUGAGAGAUUUUUUUUAAUUAGGAAAGUAGAGGAGGGAGAGCAGGUAAGAUCAGAAGCUUCAAGUUAGGAUUGGAAAUAAAACCCCAUUUCUAACUGCUAGGGGGAUAUGGCUUUUGUGAUCCUUGCCAUUCUUUUAGUCUAUUCUCAAACUUCUCCUUCCAUCUCCCCACCUUCACCUUUUUCUAUUGAGCCACACUGCUUUUCUAGGAGGACUUAAAAUUCCUCCUAAACCUCAUGCUUGUGGCCUCAAGAUCAGAUGGCAGGAGCUUGAGGGGGUCAGUGGUCAUCUCCUCUCCACCCCUUGACUUAGCUCCUCUUUGCACAUGGUUGAUCAUUAAAAGCACAAAGAUGAGAUAGAUCUGCCUAGAUUGAGGGUAGGAUGUCUCCUUCCUUCUCCAACUUCUAUUUAACUUCUCCCCCCCACACCUUGUUUCUCAUUUGGGAAUUUCCUUCUCAGAGAUGACUCAGGAGGGGAAAUGGAAUUGAACUAGCAGUCUAGGAAGCAGUGUGUUCUGUUCCCUUUUUCAUGAACUGACUCCAGCUGCCCCCUACUUCCAAUUCUGGCAGUAUUUCUCAUCUCUUCCUCCCUUGAUACAAGUCCCUCUCUCCAUAAACUACCACAGAAUAUUAGAACUGGAAAGAACCUUAGUGGUCAUCUAGUUUGAGAGCAUAAAAAAUAGAGGAGGGGGAGCAGGUAUGAUGGGAAGAUUGAAAUCAGGGUAGGGCGUAGAAUUAUUUCUAACUCCCAGGAAGAUAUGGGUUUUGUGGUCCCAUCUUCUCCUUGAGUCCAUCUUCAUACUCUUCUCCUUCCAUAAGACAGAACGUGGGAUUACAAUGCCCAACCCUGUGACACUUUCCUAACUGUGGCCUUGAACCUCUUGUCCAUCAGAGCUGACCUCUAGGUUUGAUCAUGAUUCUCACUGAUGCUCCUCUGAGAAUUAAACCUUAGUAAGGUUAAAAGAAUGGGAAAUCUCUGAAACUAUCAUGUCAGUCUUCUGGGUUCUCUUGCCUGAAAAGACAAACUGAGAUUCCUUCUCUUAGAGAUUGGGGGGGGGGGGGCAAAGAUGGGAAAUUAAGCUCCAAAUGUGCAGUCUGUCCCAGCGCUCUAGCCUUAUUCCUCCUUUCUUUCUCCUUUCCUGACCUCAGUUUAGGAAGAAGAAGGGGUGACUAGACACAGACAAUCAGGAGCCCAGAGGUCUCCUUAGGCCACACUAACUGCAUUUGGAGUCAUGGAGGUUCUAGCUCCCAAAUGAUGACUCACUGUACUCUAGAAGCUGGGCUGGCAAAGAGAGGGGAUAGAGUGGAACAUAUGUCCUAAUGCUGCAUUGAUCCUCACCCCUUUCCCCCCCAGACCUAUCUGUUCAGCACUGCCCCACUCAAAUCCACAGAUGGGUAGGGGAUGCCUUAACGGAAGAAUCCCCCUGUGUGUAUGUAAGUGAAUGGAUGUGUUCACACGUGACUGUAGAUCUCUGUGUGUGCCAAUACCUGUCUCUUUCACUCUGUGGAAGGUUAUGGAAUUCUAAGGGGCUAGAUAUCUCCUUUUGCGAUUGUUCAUCUCUUUCUGUGGCCAGAUGUAUGUGUUUGAUUAUUUCUAGGUAGUGAUUGUGUCUGGGUAUGUCUCUGUGGCUAGGCAUUUCUGUGUGGCUGAAUGUUUGUGCUCAGCCAUAAAUGAGGGGCUAGAUAUCCAUGUUGUGUCAGCGCAUGGGGUAGAAUGUGUGUCUGCAUAUUUAUAAGUGUAUGCCUAAAAGGAUUGGUUGUUCGGAGGGUGCAGUGGUUCUGGGUAUCUAUGGAUGUGAAUAUGCAGGCAACUAAGUAUUUGCUUGUGUGUGGGAGGAAGGUAUCUAGCUACUGUGGCAGGGGAAUGUUUGUUGCUGUGUAUCUGGGUGUCUGUGAAUGUCUUUGUGGCGAGGUGUCUCUAUGCGUGUGUGACAGGGUUUGCUUGUGGUCCAGCAUCUUUGCAUCUGUUAUUCUCUGUGGUUAUGUACGUAUGUAUAUAUGUGCGUGAGAAAGAAAGAAUCUAGCUGGGUAGCUCUGAGUCUCUGUACAGUUGGGUAUCAUAGUAUUUUCCUGUAGCAAGAUCUGUGUAUAUGAAUGUGUGUGUGUUUGAAUGUCCUUGUCUUUGUCCAGUGCUUAUGUAUAUGUAGCUUUCUCUAUGUAUGUGUGUUGUCAUAUAUAUGCAUGUAUCCAUAAGUGGCUGCAUCAGCCAAUGAACAAGCAUUUAUCAAACCUUUAAUAAAUACCAGGCUAAGAACUAAGCAUACAAAAGAAAGCAAACAGAAUCCUUUCGAGGAGUUCCCAUUCUUUCUUUUCCUUAGUUUUGUACUUUUUUUUCAAUUAACAAACAUUUAUUUUUCUCUCCUACUUCCCCCAAUCCUCAGUGAUCACCAACCCUUAUAACAAGAAGAGAAAAAAAGCCUUAUGACAAGUAAUGUAUAGUCAAGCAAAGCCAAUUCUUUCAUUGAUUAUGGCCAAAGAUGUAUGUCUCAUUCUGCAUCUUGAGUCCAUCUCUUCUGCCAAGAGGUAGGUGGCGUGCUUCAUCUUUUGGUCCUCUGGAAUUGCAUUGAUCAAUACUAAAGUCUUUCAAAUGGUAUUUUAAAAAUGACUGCCCUAGUUCUGCUCAUUUCACUUUGCAUCUUCUUAUGCAGGUCUUCCCAGUUUACUUUGAAACUGUCCAUUUCUUCAUUUCUUGCGGCACAAUAAUAGCCCAUUAUGUCCACGUGCCAUAAUUUAUUUAGACAUUCCCCAAUAGGUGGGCACCUCCUUAGUUUCCAGUUUUUUUUCUACUGGGGAAAGAGCUGCUGUGUUUAUUUGUGUAUAUAUGAGUCCUUUUCUUCUUUUUUAAAUCUCUCUGGAAUAUAUGCCUAAUCGUGGUAUAACUGGGUCAAAGGAUAUGACUUUUUGAGCAUCAUCCCAAAUUGCUUUCCAGGAUGCCUGGACCAAUUUAUGGCUCUACUUGUAACACAUUAGUGUCUCUGUUUCCCUGCAGCUCCUCCAACAUUUGUCAUUUUCCAUUUUUGUCAUCUUUGUCAAUCCAGUGGGGAUGACACGGAACUGGGGAGUUGCUUUAAUUUUCAUCUCUCAAUUCUUAAUGACUUGGAGCAUUUUUCAUACGGUCAUUGAUAGCUUGGAUAAAAUGAGGUAAUAUUUUUAUUGUAUUUAGCACAAUAGCUGGCACAUGGGCAGUAUAGAAUUGUUAGCCAUUAUUAUUAUUCCGUUGAAUGUCUGCCCAUAUCAUUUGCCUGCUUAUCUAGUGGAGAAUGGCUCUUGUUUUUAUAACUUUGAAUAAUUAAGGAGCUUAUACACUAGUAAGGGAGACAGAAUGAAAAUAAUUAGGUAAACCUAAGAAAUAUACAUGGCAUAAUAAUAGCCGCUGAUGGAAGGCAAUCUCAGAGGAGAAACUACUAGCAGUUGGUGGGAAAAUGUUGCCCCAAAAAGGUCAGAUUUGAGGGAAGGGAAUAAACAUUUAUGUAACAUCUACUUUAUGCCAGGCACUGUGCUUUGCAAAUAUUAUCCCAUUUGCAAAUAUCCUCCUAAUAAUUCUUCGGGAUAGUUGCUGUUAUUACCUUCAUUUUACAGUUGAGGAAACUGAAGUUACAUGACUUGCCAAAGGUCACACUGCUUCUGUCUCCUAGAUUUUGAUUUUGGAUUUGAACUCAGAUUCUCCUGAUUCCAAGCCCAGCACUCUCAAUCUACUAUACCAUCUCAUUGCCUGAGUUGAGACUCCAAGGAAACAAAGUGGUGUUGAGAAAGGAGAGCAUUCCAGUUAUGGGGGGGGGGGGGUCAGUGAAUAAACAGAAAAGUGAAAGUCCUGUAAGUAAAGAACAAUAAAUAAAUCAACAUGACUGGAUCUGUGAAUAUUUAGAGGGAUGCAAAAUAUUAAAAAAAAAAGGGGCAGCUUAGGUGGUAAAGAGUGCAGGGCCUGGAGUCAAGAGGACCUGAGUUCAAAUCUAGCCUCUGACACUUCUUCACCAUGGGACCUUGGGCAAUUCAUUUCACCUUGUUAAUGUCCAUUUCCUCACCUGUAAAAUGAGCUGAAGAAGGAAAUGGAAAAACACUCCUGUGUCUUUGCCAAGAAAACCCCAAAUGGGGUCACAUAAAGUCAUAUGUGACUGAAAAAUGACUAAACAACAAAGUAUAAAAAGACCUUAAAGGUAGGAAUGACCCUGCUUGUAAAGAGUUUUCAGUGUCAAAAAAGAGGACUUUUUAUCUGAUCCUGGAGGUGUCUGCCUCUCUCUGUAUCUGGUGUGUCUACAUGGAUUAUUUGUACAAGACUUAAUACCUCUGGGUGCCUGUAUAAUUAGGUGUGUGAGUAUCAAUGACUAAGAAUGUGUUUCAUAUCUGUCUUUCUGUAUGGCUACACCUUUCCGUGUGUGUGUGUGUGUGUGUGUGUGUGUGUGUGUGUGUGUGUAAAUGUCUCUGGGUGAUUGUAUGCCCCCUACAUUUUUGGAAUAAGCACAAUCUCUCCAUGAUGCUCUCCUUCAAUAACCACGGAUCCCAAAAGAGAAAGAAUUUUCCUUUGGGAAGAGUCUAAUUGGGUCUGUGUUUGGAAGUGGGGAGAUUAAUGGGGAAAAGGGAGGGAAGGGAUUCUUGGGCUAUGUUGUAGCUCUGGUUUCAAAUAAAUUGCCCUUUUAGA